Molecule: messenger RNA, 453 nt
Organism: Babjeviella inositovora NRRL Y-12698
Lineage: Eukaryota; Fungi; Ascomycota; Pichiomycetes; Serinales
Gene: SDH4
Product: Sdh4p
Exons: 2
Coding region: 1-453 (150 amino acids)
Biological process (GO): tricarboxylic acid cycle; mitochondrial electron transport, succinate to ubiquinone
Cellular component (GO): membrane; mitochondrial envelope
Molecular function (GO): heme binding; ubiquinone binding
Source: RefSeq, a predicted model, not a curated record
AUGCUCAGGCCACAAAUCCUUACCGCCGCAUACAAAUUGAAGCCAGACUUCAACAAGUAUAAGCUCACCGAGCAGCCGGCUGGAUACAUCGUGGACACAGUCAACGAGGCCUACCGCUCGCCUCCUGCCGACUGGUACCAUGGUGCCUACCACUGGGGCUAUGAGAGAUUGAUCAGCAUGGGUAUGGUGCCACUUUUCAUGGUGCCGUUUGUUGCUGGGGUUGAGUACUCCGCUGUCGAUGCCGCCUUGAGCACUCUUUUAAUUUUCCACUGCCACACUGGUUUUGUCAGCUGUAUCAUUGAUUACAUCCCGGAGAGAGUCUACGGUGUCUGGCACCGAAUUGCCCGUAGGGUCUUGACCAUGGGCACCCUUACGGGGAUGUAUGGUAUCUACCUCCUCGAGACCGAGAACAAUGGGUUGUUUGAAUUGGUCCAGCGGUUGUGGACCGCCUAA